Molecule: messenger RNA, 1761 nt
Organism: Chroicocephalus ridibundus (black-headed gull)
Lineage: Eukaryota; Metazoa; Chordata; Aves; Charadriiformes; Laridae
Gene: SPADH
Product: spermadhesin family member
Exons: 10
Coding region: 1-1761 (586 amino acids)
Cellular component (GO): membrane; cell surface
Source: RefSeq, a predicted model, not a curated record
AUGAUUUUGACAUGGCUACUCUUGUUAGGUGCAGCAGUUCUGGAGGCCAGAUCAGCGACCCGUCUCCAGCUGGUGAAUGGAAGGCACAGAUGUGAAGGUCGCGUUGAGCUCUAUUACAACGGCCGCUGGGGAACAGUGUGUGACGACCAGUGGGACCUGAGUGAUGCCCGGGUGGUUUGUCAGCAGCUGGGCUGUGGCCAGCCCAUGGCUGCCCCGGGCAACGCGUACUUCGGCCUCGGCUCUGGGAGCAUCUUCCUGGACGAUGUGCAGUGCCGCGGGGACGAGCCCUCCCUCCAGAUGUGCAGGCACAACGGCUGGGGUGUGCACAACUGCAGGCAUGUGGAGGAUGCCAGUGUCAUCUGUGCAGGUGCGUGGGCACCAGAGGCCACCAGCUCUCCUGGGCCACCACCUUAUUUUUGUGGUGGCUCAAUCUCAGAUUCCUCUGGGAUGCUGCAGAGCCCCUUCUACCCUGGAAGCUAUCCAAACAACACUGACUGCGUGUGGGAAAUACAAGUAGAGAGCAAUUUCCGUGUUAUGCUCACAUUUAGAGAUAUUGCGAUGCAAAGUGGCAGAUGCCAGUAUGACUACGUUGAAGUCUAUGAUGGGCCUCCACAUUCUUCCCCGCUUCUUGGGAGACUUUGUUCUGGUUCCUUUCCCACGUACACAUCCUCUUCAAACAUGAUGACCGUUCGCUUUCAUAGCGAUUCGAGAUACACCUUCAGAGGGUUUCAGGCUCACUACUCCUCCAUUCCGGCAGAUCACAACACUACCCUUCUGUGCUUGCCAGACUACAUGCGUGCGGUGGUGAGCAGAGACUACCUCCAGUCUCAAGGCUACUCGGCGCAGAUGGUCACCCUGAACGACAAUCGCUGUCAACCAACAGUCACGUCACACGAGGUCAUAUUCAACAUUCCCUACAACGGCUGUGGGACGAUCCGAGAGGAGAACAAUGAUACAAUUAACUAUUCCAACACGAUCAAAGUUACAUCUUCUGGGCACAUAAUCAGGAGGAAAAAGACUAUUCACUUACGUAUUAGUUGCAAAAUGCUACAGAACGCAUGGACGCAAAUAAUGUAUGUUGCUGAGGACACUGUGGACGUGAAUGAAAAUCAGUUUGGAAGAUAUGACAUGCACAUCGGUUUUUAUGAUUCCUCAUCAUUCUUGCGGCAAGUGCACGACUCUCCGUACUACAUUGACUUGAACCAAAACGUGUACGUUCAAGCUUCUCUUCACAACUCUGACCAAAAUCUGACCAUCUUUGUGGACACAUGUGUGGCAUCACCUGAUCCUCAUGAUUUUAACUCUUUGGCCUAUGACAUAAUCAGGAAUGGAUGUGUUAGAGAUUCUUCCUACACCACGUACUACUCCCCCUACGGCCACUUUGCUCGGUUCAAAUUUAAUGCCUUCGAGUUCAUUAGCCGCCACGCGUUGGUCUACCUGCAGUGUGAGCUGGUGGUGUGCGGGCUCGGGGACUAUUCCUCCCGCUGCUACCGGGGCUGCAUCAGCAGGUCCAAGAGAGGGACAAGUUCUGCCGAGGAAAAAGUGAACGUGGUUGUCGGGUCACUCAAGCUUCGAGAAGGGAGUAGGAAUGCUGGGCUGGACGUCUCUGUGCCGCAUCCCCAGGUUGUUCCCGCUGAUGGUGACAAUCCCCUCCCACCACUUGUUGUUGCUGUCGCCGUCCUGGCAGUGGUCGUUUUUGUUCUUGCCGGUUUUGUUGCGAGACCUGCACUGAAGAAACCGCUUUCGCUCAGGAUAAUGUGA